Messenger RNA from Chionomys nivalis (European snow vole), 3080 nucleotides. RefSeq names its product transient receptor potential cation channel subfamily V member 4 (gene Trpv4). The coding region runs from base 81 to 2696 and encodes 871 amino acids. Gene Ontology annotation, cellular component: cilium; membrane. Gene Ontology annotation, molecular function: calcium channel activity; protein binding. The record is from RefSeq and is a predicted model, not a curated record. NCBI's taxonomy places the organism in Eukaryota, Metazoa, Chordata, Mammalia, Rodentia, Cricetidae. Gene Ontology annotation, biological process: calcium ion import across plasma membrane; osmosensory signaling pathway; actin filament organization. The transcript is spliced from 16 exons.
GGAGAACGCGGCGGGAUCAGGAAGCGGCCGCGCAGCGCCCUCGUCCCGAGGCUGAACAGUGAAACAGAUCUGGGACCAGCAUGGCGGAUCCUGGUGACAGCCCCCGUGUGGCACCUGGGGAGGUGACUGAGCCCCCUGGAGAUGAGAGUGGCACCUCUGGUGGGGAGGCCUUCCCCCUCUCUUCCCUGGCCAAUCUGUUUGAGGGGGAGGAAGGCUCCUCUUCGCUCUCACCGACUGAUGCUAGCCGUCCUGCUGGCCCCGGUGAUGGGCGUCCGAACCUGCGUAUGAAGUUCCAAGGUGCUUUCCGCAAGGGGGUUCCCAACCCCAUUGACCUUUUGGAGUCCACCCUGUACGAGUCCUCAGUAGUACCCGGGCCCAAGAAAGCACCCAUGGACUCCUUGUUCGACUACGGCACUUACCGUCACCACCCCAGUGACAACAGGAGGUGGAGGAGGAGGGCCAUAGAGAAGCAGCCACAGAGCCCCAAGGCUCCUGCACCCCAACCACCCCCCAUCCUCAAAGUCUUCAACCGGCCCAUCCUCUUUGACAUCGUGUCCCGGGGCUCCACUGCCGACCUGGAUGGACUGCUUUCUUUCUUACUGACCCACAAGAAGCGCCUGACUGAUGAGGAGUUCCGGGAGCCAUCCACGGGGAAGACCUGCCUGCCCAAGGCGCUGCUGAACCUGAGCAAUGGCCGCAAUGACACCAUCCCAGUAUUGCUGGACAUCGCAGAGCAGACCGGCAACAUGCGCGAGUUCAUCAACUCGCCCUUCAGGGACAUCUACUACCGAGGUCAGACUUCCCUGCAUAUCGCUAUUGAACGGCGCUGCAAACACUACGUGGAGCUGCUGGUGGCCCAGGGAGCCGACGUGCAUGCCCAGGCCCGAGGGCGCUUCUUCCAGCCCAAAGAUGAGGGUGGCUACUUCUACUUUGGGGAGCUGCCCUUGUCCCUGGCGGCCUGCACCAACCAGCCACACAUCGUCAACUACUUAACGGAGAACCCGCACAAGAAAGCAGACAUGAGGCGGCAGGACUCGCGAGGCAACACGGUGCUGCACGCAUUGGUGGCCAUCGCCGACAACACCCGCGAGAACACCAAGUUUGUCACCAAGAUGUACGACCUCUUGCUUCUCAAGUGUUCCCGCCUCUUCCCUGACAGCAACCUGGAGACCGUGCUCAACAAUGAUGGCCUUUCUCCCCUCAUGAUGGCUGCCAAGACGGGCAAGAUCGGAGUUUUUCAGCACAUUAUCCGGCGGGAGGUGACAGAUGAGGACACGCGUCACCUGUCCCGCAAGUUCAAGGACUGGGCCUACGGGCCUGUGUAUUCUUCUCUCUACGACCUGUCCUCCCUGGAUACGUGCGGGGAGGAGGUGUCCGUGCUGGAGAUCCUGGUCUACAACAGCAAGAUCGAGAACCGCCACGAGAUGCUGGCUGUGGAGCCCAUCAACGAACUGCUGAGGGACAAAUGGCGCAAGUUCGGGGCCGUGUCCUUCUACAUCAACGUGGCCUCCUACCUGAGUGCCAUGGUCAUCUUCACCCUCACGGCCUACUACCAGCCACUGGAAGGCACGCCACCCUACCCUUACCGCACCACAGUGGACUACCUGAGGCUGGCUGGUGAGAUCAUCACACUCUUCACGGGAGUUCUGUUCUUCUUCACCAGUAUCAAAGACUUGUUCAUGAAGAAAUGCCCUGGAGUGAAUUCUCUCUUCGUUGAUGGCUCCUUCCAGCUGCUCUACUUCAUCUACUCCGUGUUGGUGGUCGUCUCUGCAGCCCUCUACCUGGCUGGGAUCGAGGCCUACCUGGCUGUGAUGGUCUUUGCUCUGACUCUGGGCUGGAUGAAUGCCCUCUACUUCACCCGAGGGCUGAAGCUGACAGGCACCUACAGCAUCAUGAUCCAGAAGAUUCUCUUUAAAGAUCUCUUCCGGUUCCUGUUGGUCUACCUGCUCUUCAUGAUCGGCUAUGCUUCAGCCCUGGUCACCCUCCUGAACCCGUGCACCAACAUGAAGGUGUGUGACGAGGACCAGAGCAACUGCACGGUGCCCACAUACCCCGCGUGCCGUGACAGCGAGACCUUCAGUGCCUUCCUGCUGGACCUCUUCAAGCUCACCAUCGGCAUGGGCGACCUGGAGAUGCUGAGCAGUGCCAAGUAUCCCGUGGUCUUCAUCCUCCUGCUGGUCACAUACAUCAUCCUCACCUUCGUGCUUCUGCUAAACAUGCUGAUCGCCCUCAUGGGCGAGACGGUGGGCCAGGUGUCCAAGGAGAGCAAGCAUAUCUGGAAGCUGCAGUGGGCCACCACGAUCCUGGAUAUUGAGCGUUCCUUCCCCGUGUUCCUGAGGAAGGCAUUCCGUUCUGGAGAGAUGGUGACUGUGGGCAAGAGCUCAGAUGGCACUCCAGACCGCAGAUGGUGCUUCAGGGUGGACGAGGUGAACUGGUCUCACUGGAACCAGAACCUGGGCAUUAUUAACGAGGAUCCAGGCAAGAGUGAGGUCUACCAGUACUACGGCUUCUCACACACCGUGGGGCGCCUCCGCAGGGAUCGCUGGUCCUCAGUGGUGCCCCGCGUGGUGGAGCUGAACAAGAACACUAGCCCAGACGAGGUGGUGGUGCCCCUGGACAACCUCGGGAACCCCAACUGUGAUGGCCACCAGCAGGGUUAUACCCCCAAGUGGAGGACAGAGGAUGCUCCGCUCUAGGGGCUGUUCCCGGGCCCAGCCUUGGCCUCGCUCCUGUCUACUGUCUGCCUGCAUUUCUGCACUUGUCCCGUGUCUUCCCACACCCACUUGUGACCCCAGAGGUGAGGGCCUGUGGACACUCUGGGAGGCCCCAGGACCCUCUGGUCUCCACCAAGGCUUCUGCCCUCAGCUCUGCCCCUCCCCAUAAGGGGGAUGGGACUCCUGGCCACCUGUUCACUCCCAUGGAGUCAUCUAAGCCCCUCAGAGCCCCUCUACUUGCAGGGCUCAGCCCCCUGGUCCUCUUGUGCCUUAUUUAUUGCUCUCCUCAGGAAAAUGGCAUGCAGGACGCCACCCACAGCCGGACCCCUGCCGGGGCUGAAGCUCAUACAGGGACACUGCAGCCAA